AACCAAAAAGAAGAAAACACUUCCAGUCUCCACCAGCCACAAUUUUCUGUGCAUUGUUUGUUAAGUGCUCACUGUGUAAGGAAGAACCAAAAGUGCUAUAGAAGUUCAGAAAACCAAGAGAUAACCAUGAGUAGAAAAGAAGUGGACAGUAAACAUGCUACAACGUCAACCAUCACCACUACCACGGUCACCACCACCAGCACCAGCACCAGCACCACCAGUAGCUUUACCAUGAAUCUAAAACCACUGACAUCAACUGGCAUGAAUAACACUGUUCCAUUCGGCAUGAUUCCUAAACCUUUUACUUUGACCAUUAGUGAAAUCAUAACUCCUGUGAUGACAUAUGGUCAGCUGAGUGGUCUGGUAAACAAAUGGAGCCUUGAGUUAGAGGAUCAAGAGAAACACUUUCUUCACCAGGUCACCCAGGUCAAUGCUUGGGACUAUACAUUGAUUGAGAAUGGUGAGACGAUUAUUGCUUUACAUGGAGAAGUGCAAAAGGUGAAACAGGAUCAGAAAAGGCUGGAGCAAGAAUUGUAUUUUAUCCUGUCACAGCAGAAAGAACUAGAAGAUCUCUUGACCCCUUUAGAGGAGUCUGUAAAGGACGAGAGUGGGUCUGUUUGUCUGCAGCAUACAGAUGAGGAGCGUGAGAGGAUUUACCAGUUAGCAGAAGAUGUAUAUGCUCGGCUGAAACGAACGGCCCAAGAUCUCAAGGACAUUAUUGAGUACCUGAAUACAUUUGGAAGUCCUGCUGACACUACUGGCCCGCUCCAGCAGAUCUGCAAAAUUCUGAAUGCUCAUAUGGACUUUCUACAAUGGAUUCAUCAGACUUCAGGCAUGCUGCAAAGGAAUGUAGAAGAGAUAGAAGUUUUCGAGCAUCGUCAUUACAGGGAGCAGGAAUGCAAUGUCAGGAUUGCUUUUGAUUGAAUGACCCUAUCUUCAGCAUGCUGUUUUUGGAUUAUACAUUACCUACAAAUUUUGAUGGUGUUUGUUAGAGUAGUAUUUACAGUUAAUAUUUAAUCUUUGGUGGCAAUAAAGGCUGCAUGUAUUUUUCCCCCACUUAAAUAUUGUGCUGUUGGCAAUGAUACUGUAGUUUGGCUUUUAGUAUUAGCAACUCAAAACUAUAUCAGCUCUUCUGUCUAGACAGCAGCCUAUUUGAUGUUGACUCUGUGUGUGCAAUUCAUGGCUUACUCUGCUAGAUUCCAUAUCUUACCGGCAGCACGCAUUGUCCUUUUCACUCCAGCCAGAUCAUAAAGAAAUGUUUGCCAAAAAAUAGAUGCCAACCAGUCUUGACUGGGUGCCUGUUAACAUUCAACGUAUAGUGUUAGCUACUGUAAAGUUUCUCUCGUCAAAAGAACUUACUGUCUACUUUGAGAUAUACUUAAUGCCUGUCUGUAUAAAAAAAACAGUAUAGACAAUACAAGGAAGUGUGUUAUGAAGUACAGAAAGUAUGCUAUAGAAAUUCAGAGAAGGGAGGAAGAGUUAGGAUGGAUUUGGGACUUGAUUUAGGUUAUUUAAAAAAGGGUAUGGUUCAGGCAAUUGGUUUAUUUUUGAUGUCCAGAUAAUCUGGUGUUUUACUUGGUUUUAGCAUAUGAUUUAUAGUUGUGGGUUUUGUGUAUUUGUUUAUCUGUUUUUCAAGAAAAAGCAUUGUUCUUAGCUUGGAAACAGUCUGAUUUCUUGUGUUUCAUGUUUUACCUAAGUCAUAAAUAAAGGCAAAGCUCUGAAAAAUAAAAGUAUAACACUAAAAUAAACUACUUAAAAGUUUU
Orcinus orca (killer whale) is the source of this 1763-nucleotide messenger RNA. It is a transcript of the gene NUP62CL, whose product is annotated as nucleoporin 62 C-terminal like. Gene Ontology annotation, cellular component: nuclear pore; nuclear pore central transport channel. NCBI's taxonomy places the organism in Eukaryota, Metazoa, Chordata, Mammalia, Artiodactyla, Delphinidae. The coding region runs from base 127 to 924 and encodes 265 amino acids. The record is from RefSeq and is a predicted model, not a curated record. The transcript has 8 exons. Gene Ontology annotation, biological process: RNA export from nucleus; protein import into nucleus. Gene Ontology annotation, molecular function: structural constituent of nuclear pore; phospholipid binding.